AAAGAAAACUCUUUGUCCGCGGCAAUAAAUUCGGCCGAAACGCGCUUGUCCAGCCUGGGCGUUGAAACUGAGUAUGCUAGGCAAUCUCUUGAAGAGGCCAAAGCCACAGAGCAGCGUCUAGCAGGGGAACAGCUUCGCCUCGAGGAACGAAUCGCUGCGAGCAGGGUUGAGUUGGAGCGAAUACACUCUGCUUUCCAAGGGUAUUCUCAUCCGGGCAUGAGUGGACUGAAGUUUCGACUUCGCCCAGAGGCGAGCGAAAAGGCCGAUUCUCGUGUGACCGAACAGCGCCGUGUACUGGCGGGUCUCAGUGAAGAAUUGUCUCGUAUCACAGAUUCAGUUUCACAAGCCCGACUCGCGGCCCAACAGGCUCAGGUUGAACAGGCCAAGGCAGAGCAGAGUUUGCUUAGUUUGCACGGCCAGACUAAAUCAGCCGAAAGCGAGCGGAGCCGAGUCCAUGAGGAAUUUUGCCCUGUAGAUCAGCUCUACCUGUAUCUAGAACAUUGGACAUUGUAA
This is a messenger RNA of Protopolystoma xenopodis, 513 nucleotides long. The record is from the annotation of a GenBank genome assembly. Lineage: Eukaryota; Metazoa; Platyhelminthes; Monogenea; Polystomatidea; Polystomatidae.